Molecule: messenger RNA, 1999 nt
Organism: Trichobilharzia szidati
Lineage: Eukaryota; Metazoa; Platyhelminthes; Trematoda; Strigeidida; Schistosomatidae
Source: the annotation of a GenBank genome assembly
CCCUUGUGUAUUCAAAAACAGUUUGUUAUUACUCUUAACCUACCUUGGUAAUCCUUAUUUGAUUGGAUUACCAAACGUUGUGUUAAUCAUUCUUAAAUGGUUCUUUUUGUCACUUAGUUUAAUUUAACGUUUUUAUAUAUAUAUCGUCUUGACAAGUAAAUGUGUGAUCAGAUUGUUCGAAAUGUAUAACGCAAAUACACAUCACAUCGUUUUUCAGAUAAUCUCCGUCUUCUAAUAAUGCUAUCCAAAUAUAUAAGAGGGACUAAUUGUUUUAAAUUUUUGAAAAGAAGACUCCCUCCAUGCACUAUCAAACGGUUAGAUGGACGUCUUAACCUGAAGUGUAAAGUAGCAUCUGAAAAGUGACACAUUCCCGAAAGUAUUUUACAAAUCCCUUCCAUCUUUCAAGUAUUAUUCGCCUUACGAAAUCUCACAUUGACGAUUCUAAUGGGAAUUUAUGUGGACUAAUUGAACUCGAUUUAUUGUCAUGAAAUAUUGAUUGUCUGAUGUCUCCAUUAUUUGUCAAAGUAAGUUCAUUAAUUUUUGUAGCUCUGUCGUUGAUAAGACGAAUACUAGAGAAUACUAGAUUGAAAUUGCUUGGAUCUUGCACGUCUGACUUCCAAUUAAACCAGAUCCCAUUAAAUCCUGAUAAGUAUGUGACAAAUCUGUCAUCGGUUGAACUUUUAUUACAUGAAAAAGAGGUGCUGUCAAUUGGUUUCAAUUUCUCUAUCCCAUUAAACAAUAUUUCAGACUUAACAAUUGAUUCUCAGUUUGAAAAUUUGUAUGAUCAGUUGAGUUCUCUAACAACUUCUUCGACAGAUGACCGAAGUUGGUCGAAAGUUAAAUGUGUAGAUGUAGCACACCAAUUCCGUAAUUCAAGUCGGAAACAAAGAAGCAUUUUAACAUCAACUCAUUUUAAAUCCCUAAAGGAAUUACGUAAUAGAUCCGAUUUAGUUAUUUUGACACCUGACAAUGGAUCUGGUGUAGUUGUAAUGGACAGAAGCGAUUACAAAACAAAAAUGUUCUCAAUCCUUAAUGACAAAAGCAAAUUCAUAGCCGAUGUUCCUUCUGAUGAUAUCAGAGAAUUGGUAGGAAAAGUAACUUCUCGCUUAGUAGAACUUCGUGGAAUGGUCGUUAUCGAUAAACAGGAGUUUAAUUCCUUGAAGCCCAUGGUAUCUGACUACCCAAACCUCUGUGGUUUACCCAAGAUUCAUAAGGUUGAUAAUCCGUUACGUCCAAUUCUAUUAAUGUGUCACUCUCCUACACAUAAAUUAGCAAAAUGGUUAGCUGAUAUUUUAAGUCCAGUACGCAAUGAAUUAUGUAAGUCUACUUUGAAAGAUACAUUUUAACUUGUUGACUGUCUUGUAGAUAUGAACAUGAAAGAUGGGGAAAUGUAUUCACUUGAUGUUAAUUCUUUGUUUACUAAUGUACCAUUGGUUAAGACUGUUGAUAUUCUUUGUGACUAUAUAUCUUCUAGUUGUUUUUCAUUUCCCUUUCCUUUGCCUUAUUUGAAAGACUUAUUACUAUUAUGUACUGACAACGUCCAUUUCACGUUUAAAGGUGAACAUUUUCGACAAGUGGAUGGCAUUGUUAUGGGAAGUCGAUUAGGACCUUUGUUAGCGGACGUUUGCAUGUCUUAUGUUGAAAACUUGUCCCUUGAUUUAAUUUCUAAAGUGCCCUCCUUCUAUGGGACAUAUGUGGAUGAUAUAAUUUUGAUAUGCGACGAUCAUGAAGAUGCGAGUCGUCUAUUAGAUAGACUUAACUUUGUACAGAAUCAUAUUAGUUUUACAUGCGAGGCAGAAAGUCGCGACCAGCUUGCAUUUUUAGACAUACUUCUGAGUCGAAGAGAUGAUGGUUCAAUAAGACGAUCAAUCUACAGAAAGCCCACUUGGACAGGGCAAUAUCUAAAUUUUCAUAGUUUCUGUCCAUUAUAGUAUAAAGGAGGCUUUGUGAAAUGUCUAUUUGAGAGGACUCAACGUAUUUGCACCGCUGAUGUUAUGGA